ACCUGGCCUUAAGCUCAGCCCCCAGUAGGUACGUUUGUGAAGGAGUCGGUGUUCCUUUAGUUCCAUCCCCAAACCUCUGCCAGAGACCCUUAGAGGACGCAACAGGUUCUCAGAGUCCUGGAGUCCCGUAGCCCUGCCUCAGGCACCCUUAGCCAACCCAGGGCGGAGCAGUGGGACGGGCUCUCACCCAAUCACCCGUGUGGUGCCCUGGGGCUGGACCUUAAAUAAUUCAUGAAUUAAGUGGAGGAAGCCCAGUUUAGAGGCGAGGGGCUGCAGGGUUCCGAGACCCGAACGAGAGCUGGACCGGAGAGGGAUGGUACUUUGAGUGAAUGACCACCUUGGAGACCAUUCUUCUGUUUCCCUUGUUACCAGCCAGGAGGCAGAGGAGUCCACCGGUCCAGGAAAGACCCAUUUCCCUUGAGUUUCCAGAAAAUACCUCAUGCUUGGGAGAUCAGGCCAACUAUGGCUCUUGUCUUCAGUGCCCUGCUGUUACUGGGGCUGUGUGGAAAGAUCACUUCAGAAGGUCAGCCUGCAUUCGAUAACACUCCUGGGGCUUUGAAUUAUGAAUUGCCUACCACCAAAUAUGAGACCCAAGACACCUUCAAUGCCGGGAUUGUUGGCCCUCUCUACAAAAUGGUGCACAUCUUCCUCAACGUGGUCCAGCCGAAUGACUUCCCUCUCGAUUUGAUCAAAAAACUCAUACAGAACAAGAAGUUUGACAUCUCAGUUGAUUCCAAGGAGGUUGCCUUCUAUGAGAUCGGAGUUCUUAUCUGCGCCAUCCUGGGACUGCUGUUCAUUAUCCUCAUGCCUCUGGUGGGCUGCUUCUUUUGUAUGUGCCGUUGCUGCAACAAAUGCGGCGGAGAGAUGCACCAGCGGCAGAAGCAGAAUGCGUCUUGCCGGAGGAAGUUCUUGGGCCUCUCCCUCCUGGUGAUUUGUCUGCUCAUGAGCCUUGGCAUUAUAUUUGGCUUUGUGGCUAACCAGCAGACGAGGACUCGGAUCAAAGGGACCCAGAAACUUGCAGAGAGCAAUUUCAGAGACUUUCAAACGCUCCUGACUGAAACCCCAAAGCAAAUUGACUAUAUAUGGGAGCAAUACACUAACACCAAGAACAAGGCGUUCUCAGACCUGGAUGGCAUCGAUUCCGUGCUGGGAGGCAGAAUAAAGGACCAACUAAAACCCAAAGUAACUCCUGUUCUCGAAGAAAUUAAGGCCAUGGCCACAGCCAUCAAACAGACCAAGGAUGCCCUGCAGAACAUGAGCAGCAGCCUGAAAAGUCUCCAAGAUGCAACCACCCAGCUCAGCACCAACCUGACCUCUGUGAGAAACAGCAUAGAGACUUCACUCAACAGCAGCGACUGUGCUACAGACCCAGCCAGCAAGAUCUGCGACAGCAUCAGACCAAGCCUAAACAGUCUGGGGAGCAACAUCGAUUCAAGUCAGCUCCCAUCAGUGGAUAGAGAACUCAACACCGUUACUGAUGUCGACAAAACUGAUCUGGAGAGCCUCGUCAAAAGGGGGUAUAUGACGAUUGAUGAAAUACCCAAUACAAUACAAAACCAAACUGUGGAUGUCAUCAAAGAUGUCAAGAAGACCUUGGAUUCCGUCAGCUCCAACGUUAAGAACAUCAGCCAAAGUAUUCCUAUUGAGGACGUGCUGUUUCAGGUUGCCCAUUACCUUAAUGACAGCAACAGAUACUUAAACCAGGAGCUGCCCAAGCUUGAAGAAUACGACUCGUACUGGUGGCUGGGUGGCUUAAUUGUCUGCUUCCUGCUGACCCUCAUUGUGACUUUCUUUUUCCUGGGCUUGUUGUGUGGUGUGUUUGGCUAUGACAAGCAUGCCACCCCAACCAGAAGAGGCUGCGUGUCCAACACUGGAGGCAUCUUCCUCAUGGCUGGGGUUGGAUUCAGCUUCCUUUUUUGCUGGAUAUUGAUGAUCCUUGUGGUUCUUACUUUUGUUGUUGGUGCAAAUGUGGAAAAGUUGCUCUGUGAACCUUAUGAAAACAAGAAAUUAUUACAGGUUUUGGACACUCCCUAUCUGCUCAAGGAACAAUGGCAAUUUUAUCUCUCUGGCAUGCUAUUCAAUAACCCAGACAUUAACAUGACCUUUGAGCAAGUCUACAGGGAUUGCAAAAGAGGUCGGGGCGCAUAUGCUGCUUUUCAGCUUGAGAAUGUCUUCAACAUCAGUAAGAAUUUGAACAUUGAGCAGCUUUCUGAGAACAUAACUAAGGAGUUGGAAAAACUGAAGGUGAACAUUGAUAGCAUCGAACUGUUGGAUAACACAGGAAGGAAGAGCCUCGAGAACUUUGCACACUCUGGGGUAGACACAAUCGAUUACUCCACGUACUUGAAGGAGACUGAGAAAUCCCCUACCGAAGUGAAUCUGCUGACAUUUGCCUCUACUCUAGAAGCAAAAGCAAACCAGUUGCCUGAAGGACAGUUGAAGCAGGCCUUCUUACUGGAUGCACAGAAUAUAAGAGCGAUCCACCAGCAGCAAGUCCCUCCUGUGCAGCAAUCACUGAAUACAUUAAGACAAAGUGUCUGGACUCUCCAGCAAACAAGCAACAAGUUGCCGGAUAAAGUGAAGAAGAUCCUUGCCUCUUUGGAUUCUGUUCAGGAUUUCCUCACCAAUAACGUUUCCCUCAUCGUUAUUGGAGAAACAAAGAAGUUUGGGAAAACAAUACUAGGCUACUUUGAACAUUAUCUGCACUGGGUCUUGUAUGCUAUCACAGAGAAGAUGGCAUCCUGCAAACCCAUGACUACCGUGAUGGACUCUGCUAUUAAUGGCAUUCUGUGUGGUUAUGUUGCUGACCCUCUGAAUUUGUUCUGGUUCGGCAUAGGGAAAGCCACGAUGCUCUUACUUCCGGCUGUAAUCAUUGCUAUCAAGCUGGCCAAGUACUAUCGCAGGAUGGAUUCAGAGGAUGUAUACGACGAUGUUGAGACUGUGCCCAUGAAAAAUUUGGAAAACGGUAGUAAUGGUUAUCAUAAAGAUCAUUUAUAUGGUGUUCACAAUCCUGUUAUGACAAGCCCGUCUCGAUACUGACAACUGGAGUUGAAACUGCUUGAACAUCAAGAUAGUCAGCAUGGAAAGCAUCACAGAUUUCGGAUAGUUUCAGAGUCUUCUAGAACUUUCCAAGUGCAGAAGAAAGCAUGGUGGCGACUCAGGCGGGCACUGGGAACAUGGCAUCAGUGGUCUUAGGGUAGUGCUUUGCCAGGGAUGAAUGGUUGUCAUGGUUAUAACCCACAGAUCCGUUGCAACUCAUGAAGGACUCUCUCCUGUCCUGUUUCUAACUUUUCUUUUUACACUGAAUUUCUAUUUAGACGCUAAAGCGUAUAGGGGCGCUUGUCCCCCCUGGACACAUUUACCUGUGAACCAGCUAUCCGGAUGUCGUAGCUGGGUACCUAACUUACUUCCAUAUGUGAAGUGUGCUAAACACAAGCCAGUUUACAGAUGAGAUGUAUUUUGUGUACAGUAAAUUGUAUAUAUACCCUUUUACCACAGUCAGUUUUUUUAAACAAAUGAUUACUCUAGAUUUUUCUUCUAAAUGAGGUUACUGUUGGGGUGGGAGUGACCUAGUGAUGCCGUAGAAAGGAAUCUGCAUUCACUAAAAGUGUGUCAACCCUAGAGCAGGCAAUGCCCUUCCUUGUGGAUUUCCGUCUGCCCGUUGCCUGUGGUUUAGAAAUAGAAUUCAAGAACAAUCACGGAGUGUCCCACUUGACGCCACUGCAAAAUUCAGAACGAGGGACCUUGAGAGAAGGAACUGUCGCUCAGCUGGGAACGGAAUCAUUAUCGCAAUCACAGGUGCUGGUUCACAGUUUAGUGGCACUCUGUGGUUUGUAAGGAUGGGCAUUACGUUUCAGUGUCAUCUGGUCAUCUGUGAUGUGUGUCAUCAGCCUGUCCUGAUCCUGAGAUUUAAAAUAAAGCAGGAAUGAGCAGA
This is a messenger RNA of Mus pahari (shrew mouse), 3934 nucleotides long. RefSeq names its product prominin 1 (gene Prom1). Gene Ontology annotation, cellular component: microvillus; prominosome; apical plasma membrane. Lineage: Eukaryota; Metazoa; Chordata; Mammalia; Rodentia; Muridae. Bases 463 to 3039 code for a protein of 858 amino acids. The record is from RefSeq and is a predicted model, not a curated record. The transcript is spliced from 27 exons. Gene Ontology annotation, molecular function: cholesterol binding.